This is a messenger RNA of Cebus imitator (Panamanian white-faced capuchin), 1740 nucleotides long. RefSeq names its product myeloid associated differentiation marker (gene MYADM). The coding region runs from base 623 to 1591 and encodes 322 amino acids. NCBI's taxonomy places the organism in Eukaryota, Metazoa, Chordata, Mammalia, Primates, Cebidae. Gene Ontology annotation, cellular component: cell-cell junction; plasma membrane. The record is from RefSeq and is a predicted model, not a curated record. The transcript has 3 exons. Gene Ontology annotation, biological process: negative regulation of heterotypic cell-cell adhesion.
CUGAGGGAGGAAGGGCUGCGGGUCUGGAUUCCUGGGUCUGCGGGAGUAGAGAGAUGGGGACUCGUAGGUACCCCAGUUGGAGGCUGGAAUCUGGUACGUGGAGAUCCUUUAGGGGGGGAAGAGCUUGGGGUUAGGUGUCCUGGGUUUGGGAAUGAGAAUGUAAAGAAUUCAGAAUUGCUGACCCCUCCGCAUCCAGGGGACAGGCAGAAUGAGAACUUUGGACUCCUGAAGGCCCGAGGGAGGGGGUGUUAAAAUCCAGCCCCUUGCUCCCAAAGCGUAGAUGGAGCUGAGAAACGAGGAGAUGACAGGGCUGCGUCCCGCAUCUCUGGGCGCUGAGAAUCGAGGCUGGGGUUCCGGGGCCCGAUUCUGGGCGUGAGCGAUGGGUGUGGCGUCUGGAGCAGAGGAGGGAGGACAGUGAGGGCCCGGGGAGCCCGGUGCUCUGCCAGGAGGCCUGGAGGGGUGUUUCCUCACCCUCUACGCUCCGGCGGCGCAUUCCUGAGCUCUGACCUCAGGCGACUGCAGGAGCCCUAAGGGCGGGGUGCUCCUGUUCGAAGUGUGUGGGGCUUAAUCCGUCUCCACCACCAGAUCUUUCUCCGUGGGUUCCUCUGCCAAGACCGCUGCCAUGCCAGUGACGGUUACCCGCACAACUGUCACGACCACCAUGACAACGUCCUCGGGCCUGGGGUCCCCCACCAUCGUGGGGUCCCCUCGAGCCCUGACUCAGCCCCUGGGUCUCCUUCGCCUGCUGCAGCUGGUGUCCACCUGUGUGGCCUUCUCUCUGGUGGCCAGCGUGGGCGCCUGGACGGGGUUCAUGGGUAACUGGUCCAUGUUCACCUGGUGCUUCUGCUUCUCCGUGACUCUGAUCAUCCUCAUCGUGGAGCUGUGCGGGCUCCAGGCCCGCUUCCCCCUGUCUUGGCGCAACUUCCCCAUCACCUUCGCCUGCUAUGCAGCCCUCUUCUGCCUCUCAGCCUCCAUCAUCUACCCCACCACCUAUGUCCAGUUCAUGUCCCAUGGCCGUUCCCGGGACCACGCCAUCGCCGCCACCUUCUUUUCCUGCGUCGCCUGCGUGGCUUAUGCCACCGAAGUGGCCUGGACCCGGGCACGGCCCGGCGAGAUCACAGGCUACAUGGCCACCGUGCCAGGGCUGCUGAAGGUGCUGGAGACCUUCGUGGCCUGCAUCAUCUUUGUCUUCAUCAGCAGCGCCCACCUGUACCAGCACCAACCCGCCCUGGAGUGGUGCGUGGCGGUCUACGCCAUCUGCUUCAUCCUGGCAGCCGUCGCCAUCCUGCUGAACCUGGGAGAGUGCACCAACGUGCUGCCCAUCCCCUUCCCCAGUUUCCUGUCGGGGCUGGCCUUGCUGUCUGUCCUACUCUACGCCACUGCCCUCGUCCUCUGGCCACUCUACCAGUUUGAUGAGAAGUAUGGCGGCCAGCCCCGGCGCGCGAGAGAUGUGAGCUGUGGCAACCGACACAACUACUACGUGUGUGACUGGGACCGCCGGCUGGCUGUGGCCAUCCUGACGGCCAUCAACCUACUGGCGUAUGUGGCCGACCUGGUGUACUCUGCCCACCUGGUUUUUGUCAAGGUUUAAGACUCUCUCCCAAGAGGCUCCCAUUCUCUCUCCAGACCUCUUCGUUCUUCUUGUCCGAGUUUUCUUUAUUGAGGACUUCUUUACUGUUUUCCAGUGUCUCCUCCCUGCCCUUUCCCUUCCAGUUCAUCAAACUCUAAGCAGUUCUUGGA